CUCCUUCUCUCCUCCCCUCCUUCUCUCCUUCUCUCCUCGCCUCCUUCUCUCCUCCCCUCCUUACCUUGACGUCCAUCUCUCCUUUGUACAGGUUUUAUUAAUUUGACAAAUGUGCUAAACACCUGAUUCUGUUUUUCAGGGAUGUUCACCUACAUGAAGGACUCGCACUGUCAUUGGUUCAGCAGUUGGAAGUGUGACAACUAUUCUGAGUUCCAGUUGGUCGGCACUCUGAUGGGUUUAGCAGUUUACAACAGCAUCGCUCUGGACAUCCACUUCCCCCUCUACUGUUACAGGAAGCUCCUCACUCCACCCACUGUACCAUGUGACCCCAAUUCCCCCGUCGGCAUGGCAACCGCCACCUUGGACGACUUGCAGCAGAUCAUGCCGGAGCUGGCUCACGGUCUGGGGGAGUUGCUGAGCUACGAGGGGAACGUAGAGGAAGACUUCUACCUCAGCUUCCAGGUAUUCCAGGAGGAAAUGGGCAUGGUUAAAUCCCACAACCUGAAGCCUGGAGGAGACAAGAUUGCCGUCACCAAGCAGAACAGGAAGGAAUAUGUUCAGCUCUACAUCGACUUCCUGCUCAAUAAAUCCAUCUACAAGCAGUUUGCUGCCUUCUUCCACGGCUUCCACAGUGUAUGUGCCUCUGAUGCACUCAUGUUGCUGCGGCCGGAGGAGGUGGAGAUGUUGGUGUGUGGGAGUCCAGAGGUCGACAUGAGCGCUCUGCAGAAAGCUGCUCAGUAUGAAGGAUACAGCAAGACGGAGACCACCGUACGGUGUUUCUGGGACGUGGUGUUGGCCUUCCCUCUGGAGCUACAGAAGAAGCUCCUCCACUUCGCCACAGGAAGUGAUCGUGUUCCCGUCGGAGGAAUGGCCGACCUCAACUUCAAGAUCUCCAAGAUCGACGUUUCAACUGACUGGUUGCCGAUCUCUCACACCUGCUUCAAUCAGAUCUGUCUGCCUCCGUAUCGAACCAGGAAGGAGCUCAAGCACAAACUCACCAUCGCCAUCUCCAACGCUGAGGGCUUCGGCCUGGAGUGACCAACCUGCUCACACACACACACACGCGCGUGCGACGCUAGCUAUCUGUCACAACCACCACAACGCACAUUAUGUGGUCGAUGGUCAGACUGUGGAGGACACGUUAUUAUUAUGGGCUGUGAUGGAGUCUGAAUUGUUUCUUUGACUGUUGCAGCAGAUACGUUGAGAACUUCCACGGCGACAGCUACAGAGACACACGAGAAAUAUCUUCAUUUGCACAUGAACUGUGUUUCUUUAUUACUGGACAACUCUGAAGACAAUUAUAGUUUUAGAGUUUUAGACGUCAGGACAGAACUACGAGUACGAGUUCUCCAGAACCCUUGGGUCAACAAAAGAGGAAACUUCUCUUGAAUUGUAAUCUGUUGCUCAGGUAGUUAUUAUUAUUAUUAUUAUUAUUAUUAUGAAUAAUUCUAAGACGCAGUGUUAAGAAACGAUAAAGCAGAUAAAAGCAGAGAACAGUGUGAUUAUAUUUCUGUGUUGAUUCUGACUUCACUAUUUAAAUGUGUGUUUCUGAAGGGAGUGUGUUUGAGUGUGCAUCAUGAGAUAUAGAUUGUCUUGUGAGGUGUUUCUUUGACAUUGCCGCCUGUUUGAUUGAACACGAGGCGGCAGCACAAAUGUUUUCAUCUGUUUUAAACGUGAUAUUGUGAAGCUGUGUUUAGUUCAUGAUGAGCUUCAUUAGUCUAGUGUUGAAGCAGGAACUGAAGCUGCUGUUGUGUUGUUGGAUGCAGUGCACAGUCUGAGUGUUGACAUGUUUGACGAUGGCAUCGCGCUGUAAUCACGGCUCUUUAGUGAAGCUCCUACUUCUGUCCUUAUUUCCUUAAUCUUGCAAAUACAAAUGCACCACGUGUAUGAAGAAAGAACUCCCAAAUAGCAUCAUUUCUUCUUCAUUUAGCGAAUGAAGUUAUGUUUCCAGCGCCGAGCUCACUGCUGCCAGGAGUCACACGUUUCUAUUUCAUUGCAGCAAAAUGUCAAUGUUCUGCCUUCUGUGUUGCUUCAUGCAAACUAACUAACUUUAUAAUGUAAUGCUAACACUCGAAGACGACAUCGUUCACUAUGAAUCGUGUACGUUGUGUUGUGCAUCUUUCUUCAAGUUGUUCAAGCUGCUUCGAGUUCUGGUGCUUUGUUUCUUCUUCUCAGUGUUUAUCUGCAUCACAGCGACCGGCAGUAACAUGCGUCUCCUCUCCCCCUGAGCUCGGUUGAACUAAUCUCAACGAUAACAAGCGCCGUGUCUCGGAGCUGAGCGGCGCUGCCAACGCUCGCUGACCUAUAGCGUUGUCGUGGCAAGAUGUCUGAAGUCCUAAAGACCGAGCAUGUUACCAAGCAACAGUGGAGCAGCUUGCGUCACAAUGGAUCCUUUCUGUCAUUCAAGUCCAGAGCAACAGGAAGAAUGUGUGUGAGGAGGACGUGAGGCUACAUUCACAUCACGUCACACUCUGUACACACCAGCAGCUGAACACUGAAGCCAUGAAGCGUCAAAGUUAGUUGUUUUGCAAUGUUGUUUGUAAAUGGGACCAAGCUGUGUCUGGUUAUACGGCGGCAGGACGUCUGUUUGGAAAUAGUUCAAACCGAUUGGAAGGGUUUGUGGUGAUGUCAUUAUGUUCACUUGUAUUUCUGAUGUGUGUAUUAUUAUUUAACAAACAUAAAGCUUGUUCCUCAGUGAA
This is a messenger RNA of Cottoperca gobio, 2699 nucleotides long. It is a transcript of the gene hectd2, whose product is annotated as HECT domain containing 2. Lineage: Eukaryota; Metazoa; Chordata; Actinopteri; Perciformes; Bovichtidae. Gene Ontology annotation, molecular function: ubiquitin protein ligase activity. Bases 142 to 1038 code for a protein of 298 amino acids. The record is from RefSeq and is a predicted model, not a curated record. The transcript is spliced from 9 exons. Gene Ontology annotation, biological process: protein polyubiquitination.